AGUCCGUCCUCAUGAUCAUCACGGCUCUGGCAGCAGCCAGCGCGGCACAAGGACCUAAUAAAUGCAAGUUCCCUGAGUCUACUGCUGCUGCAGCUCAGCAGUGCUCCGGGGCUGAGGGGAGGCUGCUGAUUUUUCAACUCACAGAUAAAGCAGAUUCAAACCUGAGGUUGAAGAAAGACGACAAAUAUGUUAUUACAAGGAUUAAAAAACUGAAGAUAGAGUUCCAACAUAAAGAAUAUGCCAGUGAUGCGAAAGUCUUCCCUAAUGGAUCCUUCAUACUGGGAAGAGCAACAAAGAACCACUCUGGAGAUUACAUGUUGGAAGAACACACGUCAGGAGGGGUUUUAAUAAGAACAGUGAACCUGCAUCUAGAAAUUCAAGCUCCAGUGUCAAAGCCAGCUGUGUCUCAGGUGUGUUCAUCAGCAGAGCAGAGGAGCAUCAGCUGCUCCUCUGAAGGAGAGGAAGUAGAGUUUAUUUUUACUUUGGAUGGUGAGAUACUAAAGCAUACAAGAGACCAAAGCCAGUCCCUGAACAGGAAGGCAGCAAACAUGCAGGGGACUAAAACUAAACAAGACCAAGACAUUGCCACCAUCGGCUUACCUGGUCAGCUGACAGGAAACUUGACGUGUUCUGUUUGGAACAACGUCAGCUUGGAGGAAACAGUUAUUCACCUGAAUAUCUGCAAAGCAAAAACAUCUGGGGAAGAAACAUCUGGUGCCACUACCUUUGUUAUGUUCUCAUCCUUUCCUGUGGUGGCUGUGGCUGUAACAGCAAGUUUCCUGGCUAUCGUCCUCGUGGCUCUGGGCUGUGGUUUAACCAUCCUUCUUAAAACACCAGCAUCCCCUCCGGCUAACGAGGCUGUUACAGAAAACCCCGAAGAGGAAAUCAUCUACUCAGACGUCAUAGUGAUCCAACGUACACGGACAACCGAACCCGGCUCAGAUCCGGACUCUACAGAACCUCCUCCUGAAACAGUAUCAGUCACAAGCCUGACCGUGUCUUCCUUUUCUUCCCCGGCUUUGGAGGAAAUCAUUUAAAACUAAUGCUGAAGGGUUUUUGUGUCAUGGGCUGUUUAAACAGGAAACUCUUUUCUUUCUUCUUCUUAUUAUUAUUUUGAAUCUGUAAUUUCCUGACGUAAACAUGCUUUUCAAAUUAAGUUAAUCUGGAAACAAUUUAUGAAACAUGUAUCUUAGUAUACUGGUUUCUCUUUCCAAAAUAAACAGCCAGUCUAUGCAUGUCAGCCUCGUUGUGUAGACUUGUUUUAUGCUACUAAGGAGACUCUCCGACCCUGAGACGGUCAUACAUACUUUCAUCACCUCCCGUCUGGAUGACUGUAACUCACUGUACACAUCUUUAAACAGAGAUACAGGUCGUCCUCAACGCAGCAGCCAGACUCUGCACUAGAUCCAAAAACAGAGACCACAUCCCUCCUGUUUCAGCUUCCCUCCAUCAGCUCCUGAUACAUUUUAGAAUUUAAGAUUUUAUUGUUGACUCUUAAAGACGCUCAGGUACAUUUCUGAUCUCCUCCCUCCAAACGUGCCCGGUACCCUGAGGUCCUCAGCCCAGAGGCUCUGCUCGCCGUCACACAGUCGAGGCUGAGGACCAAAGGUGAGAGGGCCUUUUCUGUCAGAGCUCCGACCCUCUGGAACGACCUCCCCGAGGAGAUCAGAGAUAUUUAUCCUCCUUUAAAAACACAUUUUGAAACAUGUGCUUUAACAGGAGAUGUCACCUGAGCAUCUUUUAAUCCAGAGGCUUUUAUUCUUUUUCAGGGAGUAUCACUGACAGGAUUUAAUCAGUUUGAUUUAUCCUUU
This is a messenger RNA of Notolabrus celidotus (New Zealand spotty), 1811 nucleotides long. RefSeq lists its product as uncharacterized. The coding region runs from base 12 to 1037 and encodes 341 amino acids. The record is from RefSeq and is a predicted model, not a curated record. The transcript has 6 exons. Lineage: Eukaryota; Metazoa; Chordata; Actinopteri; Labriformes; Labridae.